This is a messenger RNA of Morus notabilis, 1066 nucleotides long. Its product is annotated as putative vesicle-associated membrane protein 726. Gene Ontology annotation, biological process: vesicle-mediated transport. Gene Ontology annotation, cellular component: membrane. The transcript has 5 exons. The record is from RefSeq and is a predicted model, not a curated record. The coding region runs from base 222 to 887 and encodes 221 amino acids. Lineage: Eukaryota; Viridiplantae; Streptophyta; Magnoliopsida; Rosales; Moraceae.
ACUUUUCCUUUCUCUCUCUCCUCUUUCUUUCUCUCUCUAAAAAAAGCCGAAGGAAAAGCAGUGGGAGAGGACUGAGAGAGGAGAAGAAGCCCAACAUAAAUUUUCCGCCCUCCCAGAAAAAGCCAAAAAGAAAAGAAAACUCAAAUCUCUCCCUCUUUUUUUUUUCCCUCUCUCUUCGGAACCCUAGGAGAGAGAAAUUUUGCGAAGAACCGACGAAGAAGAUGGGCCAGAAGUCGCUGAUCUACGCGUUCGUCUCUCGAGGGACUGUGAUUCUCUCGGAGUACACGGAAUUCAGCGGCAAUUUCAACUCAAUAGCUUUUCAAUGCCUCCAGAAGCUUCCCGCCGCCAACAACAAGUUCACUUACAACUGCGAUGGCCAUACCUUCAAUUACCUCGUCGACAAUGGCUACACAUAUUGUGUGGUUGCUGAUGAAUCAGUUGGAAGACAAGUACCUCUUGCUUUUCUAGAGCGUGUCAAGGAUGAUUUUGUGUCAAAAUAUGGUGCUGGCAAGGCUUCCACAGCUGCUGCAAACAGUCUUAACAAGGAGUUUGGACCAAAAUUGAAGGAACAUAUGCAGUACUGUGUGGAUCAUCCUGAGGAGAUUAGCAAGCUUGCAAAGGUGAAGGCCCAGGUUUCAGAAGUUAAAGGUGUUAUGAUGGAGAAUAUUGAAAAGGUUCUUGACAGAGGGGAAAAGAUAGAACUUCUGGUUGAUAAGACUGAGAACCUUCAUCAACAGGCACAAGACUUCCGAACUGCAGGGACGAAGAUUCGAAGGAAAAUGUGGUUGAAGAACAUGAAGAUCAAACUGAUUGUUUUGGGCAUCCUUAUUGCGUUGAUCCUCAUCAUAGUCCUCUCUGUAUGCCAUGGUUUUAACUGUGGAAAGUGAGCGUUUUUCUCGGGGAGGCUUUUGAUCAUGUUGAUCAAUCAAUCUUUUGCGAUUAUUGUAUAAGAUAAAAACAUUCCCAUUGUAUGUAGUGGAAAAAGGCAGCUAUAUCCAGGUAUUUGGCACAAAGAAACCUAAAAUAUUGUGUGAAUGGAUAAUAUAUAAGUUUUUGUUCUGAAAUA